AUACCGCCAUGGUUUUGCGGCAGCUGCAGAUGCCACAGAAUACUUAAAACUUCACUUGUAAGAGAGAGGCACAGAUGCCAUUGCGGCCUUUUUUAAAUUUUAUCAUUGACAGUUUUCAGAUAACUAGUACCGUUCUGCAGUAACAGUAUAUUCGAAGAGAACAUGCCAUUUCAAUUUAAAGUGAAAACCGAAACGAAACAUAUUGUGGUUAAAUAUGAUGGUACACUAAAGGUGAAUCUUAAAGAUAUCAUUACAUGCAGAGAAAUUAAGUUGAAAACAACUACGGAUCGUAUGUUUAUGCUGGGGUGUAUUGCUGGUGGUGCAGCUGUUGCAGCAAUUGGUGCAACGUACCUGAUCCUUAAAAAUAGCCUCAAUUUAAGUGCAUCACUUUUUGCACUUAAAUGUGCUAUAUUUGAGGUGACAAUUCCAAAUGACCAUGAGAAAGAAUUCGAAGAGUAUGUCGACAAAAAGUUGAUUGCGGAUUUGCAAAGAGAAUUCGAAAAUAUUGAGAGUCAUCUGACUGUUUUGGGGAUUAAAACCGGAUAUUCAGUUGAUCAAGACAUGAUCAUCAAACAACUAAAAUAUGUCAAAAUAGACUCAGUGGAACGCUGUGGUCAAGAUAUUGCAGAAAAAGCAUUUAAAGAUAUGUAUGUGAAGAAAGCAUUGAUAAAUAAGCGAUUCUACGAACCACCAACAAAAAAAUUGCGCCCUACUAUCAAACCACCAACAAGUCUGAAUAUCAGGAAAGGGCCCAAAUCACCGAGUACCCAGAUAUUUGCCUCAUAUGACACUGUCGAGGGAGCAGAUGGAUACAUUGUUACAGCACAUGACCUUGAAAGUGGAAAAAAGGUCCAAAAAUCCACACCCGAUGGGUUCUGCAUCGUCGAUGGUCUAGAAGCAGGCCAUUCCUAUGUUUUGGGAGUGAAAUCUGUUUGCAAUGGCACAGAGAGUUCAGAACUCUUGAUGAAGGACUUCGUGCAAACUGCUCUGUAUGAUCCAUUUCCCUGGAUAACAACGAAGAUAGUGGACGACAGUAGAAGCAUAAAAACCAAAGCUACGUUACCUACGCAUUAUAGUGGAUCAACAGCUGAUCAAACUUCAAAAGUGGGAUCUUCAGAAUUUAUAGAGAAGGAUGAUUUGCCUGAACUUUGGAGUUCCAGUCUUCAUGUGGAAUUAAAGAAAAUAUUCAGAAAGGGAUUUGAUGGCGCAAAAAUGAAGCGCUUCCUUGCCAAGUGUGAUGAGCUUGGAAUAACUGAGGUAGGCGAUCUCAAAUUCAUCGAAUGCAAAGAGGUUGCAGAGCAAUUCAAAGGCACAGUUAAAAUGGUCGAAAUCUUGAAGCUGAUUGAUUAUGCACAAGCACAAGGACAAUAUGCCAAAGAAGAACGCACAAAUCUCUGCAAAUGCCGAAACAGCCUUGGAUUGGCCUAAAUUGGAAAUGGAAUUUUACAUUAUUAGCGUAGUUUUUCUGUGUUUUCUGUCACAAUUCAGUAACACAAGUUAGUAACUAGCAUAGCGAUGUAUACUGUCUAUGGUAGUGAAUGGCCACAAAGAGUGACCAAGUGAAUUUCUGCAGUAUUUCAUUUAAGAGUAUUUUUAAUAAUUAUAUAUAUAUAUAUAUAUUAAAAUUAAUGUAUUUGGUUUUACAACUUAUAGCUAUUUUUUGCCUAUUGUUUAUGUAAUAUUUCGCUAAUUUCUAUGCAGAAAAUAAUAUUCUUUUAUACCCUAUUUGUUAUGCAAGUUCAAAUCAUUUAACAAUUAUUUUUCUGGAUCCCUCAGCUGUUGAGGUGAUAUUAUACAGCUUAUUAUGCAUGAAUUUUAAAGUUGUCUUUCAAAUUUUGAAACCAAUUUGUAGAAAUAUAUACUAGUUAG
Messenger RNA from Styela clava, 1869 nucleotides. Lineage: Eukaryota; Metazoa; Chordata; Ascidiacea; Stolidobranchia; Styelidae. The record is from RefSeq and is a predicted model, not a curated record.